Messenger RNA from Caenorhabditis sp. 36 PRJEB53466, 2950 nucleotides. NCBI's taxonomy places the organism in Eukaryota, Metazoa, Nematoda, Chromadorea, Rhabditida, Rhabditidae. The record is from the annotation of a GenBank genome assembly.
AUGGAAGUGUCAACGUCUUUUUGUACUCCUGCUGUCAGCUUCAAGUAUGGCAGCUUCCAGGAAUCAGAUGUCGCGAUGCGAGAAGAUGAUCUGUACCGGAUCGGAAGCUACAAUUCUCAAGGGUACUACGAAGGAGCCCAUCGUCUCGGUACUUAUAGAACCCAGGAGCCCAACUCAAUCUGAAUGUUUUGAGAGUUUUCAGAUGGUUCCAUCGGGGAAGAAGAAGGCGCGUCGUCGUCGUGCAGCAACGACGAUGAGCAGAUGGAAUUCGAUGUGGUCGAUGAGGAGAUGAGAAGUGACAUCUUCGACGUGGAUUCGACUGAAGAUGAGGACGAAGAAGAAGAUGAUGAGGAGGAUAACGACGAGUGGACUAAUCAGAAGCGGACUGAUAAUAAUAAUCAGGUGAGCAGAAAUACCCGUGGGAUAACUAUGUGUUGUUCACAGAAUCACCUGAUUUUGUGGUGGGAAAGAGGAAGCAAGAGCAAACGGAAAAACAAACAUUCUCCUUUCAGAAUAGCGUUGCCUAUUACGCCGCCAUGGAGAUGCUCCGUAUUCGCUUCCCGUUCCAGUCGAUUGCCAUCCGCAUCUCGGACUUUUGCUGUCUUCAGGAGAAGGUACUUCUAAUACCAUCCAUCCAUCUUUUUUUAGACACACUGUAUUUGUGUGUACUAACGUAAGAAGUAUACCGCGCUCUUAGUGCUUGUUCUCUCUUCCAUUAUUUGCAUACCCUUUUGUUGUUUCUGUCGUGUUUCUCUGGCGUAUUACCGUGAGAUGGUUAUUAUCAGCACUAUGAGCGGCCCUCUAAUCUAUGUGUAAUUCUGUAAGGGUCGUCGUUCCGAAUUUAUUCGUUUUUCCGUCUCACCUCGCCCGCGAAAAAAUCCCUCACUUCUUCGCCGUGUGUUAAUCGGUCCUUGUUGUAUAAAUGGGCGCCGUCGAUUCAAAUGACGGAUUGAAAAUGGGAAACAUACUGAGGGCGCAUUUGAACUUUCGAUGCACUUUUUCACGAAAUGCGCCGAUCAAACGUUUUUUUCUGCGUUUCUGAGUCAGAGCAGUCUGUAUGUGUAUGUUGCGGUUUUUGUUUGGAUUGCAUUCUUUUUUUCUCUAGGGACUAUUUGCUCUCUUCCCUCCUAUCAGAUAAUCCCCCGAAUGCUGUCCACUAACUGGACUCAAGUUAUUGUUGUUGUCAUUGUUGUUGACGUUAAUAAUUCAGUCAGUCAGAAGCAGAAGAGUUUUUGACGAGAAAAUUAGAAAUUAGCAAAGCUGUCAACACGACUCCUCCGCUUGUUUAUCGCAUUCGCAUGGAAGCAUUCUAGUCCUCAACGAGUGUGCGCACUUCCUCGAUAUCCCUCUAACCCUGUUGAUGUCCUCGCCUCCGCUUCCAUGUGCAGAAGAGAUCUCGUCGUGUGCCAGAGAACAGAAUAAGCGGAGAGGGCGCCCAGAGUGAGAGAGAGAGCGUUCGGUGCCAGGUACGAGCUGCACGGGCUCCGCCGCGGCGCGCGCGCAGAGAAGCGAGAGCCGCCCCGAGCAGAGAAAUUCAUUGAGCAAAGAAUGGAGAUGUGAGGCGAGCACUUGGCACAGCGCCAAAAUGGGCGCGCGGGGAAAGAAGAUCCUGAAGACAAGCUUGGGAAAGCGAGUGGUCCGAUAUCUAGUUGACCCUGAAUUCGUUUUCCUCGAGAGGGUGACAUUCAGAUUCGCACAAAGAAUGUGUUCGAUAUGACUUUCCGAUUGCAGGAAACAGAAAACCGAUGAGUCUUUUGUUGGUUUGCCUCACAGAUGACAGGAGGCCUUCACAUUCAUUUCUAUUCGAUUUUCUUAGAUCGCCGGCGGCGUCCGACGCCGUCAUCGCCGGGCAGUUCAGGGUCAUCUGGCGUAGCAGUAAUGAACUGGUUUUUUGUGCGCGCGCAAAUUUUUCGCGCACGCACCCACAUACUCAGUAGACAGUUGGUUUAGUUGUGAAGGAUAUGUUAGUGGGAGGUCACAUACUCGCCAGGAACCGCCAUUGAACCUGUGAGGGAACGGGAUGGGAGUAAUAUGGCUGUCACAAUGAGCAGACGGAAACAACUGGUGGUCUUUGAUCGGCUAUCGAACAUGUAUUACAAUAAUCAUGCGCGAGCAAGCGAACGGGGGAAUCAGAAGAUCAUUGGAACUAAAGGGACCUGUUUACUGAGCAAACAAUUUUCAGGAUCUUCUCAACGAUACCAUGAUUGACUUCUAUCUGAAUCACAUCGUCGAGCACGUUCUUCCGGACAGCAGAGGGUCGAAGGUCACCGUCUUGCCGUCAAUUUUCUGGCACAACCUGUCUCUCAGACAGCAUGCUUUGGAUUCGGAUGACGAGAAAAUGUUAAACGACGAGCAGAAGAUGGAUCUCAAGUUCGCGGAUUUGCACGACUUUGUAGCCGAUUUCGAUCUGCAAGACUUCGAUUACAUCGUAGUGCCGGUCAAUGAGUGGGAGCACUGGUCCCUCGCUGUCAUAUGCCAUCCGUUCACCGCCAAGGCCCGCACGGUCAUCUUCGACUCGCAGCUCACGGCCGACUUGAACAACCUGCAAAACAUGGCCACUCUUCUCGAGUCGUUCAUGAAGUACUCGUACGAGAAGCGCACCGGAAGUGUGAUGCCGUUCCCGCUUCCGUGCAUUCUUCCGCAAAGAAUGCCACAGCAGACCAAUAACUUUGACUGCGGAAUAUUCAUUGCCGAAUUCGCCAGACGCUUCUUGCUGAGCCCACCUAAAGAUGUAAGUUUAAAAUUUUCUGUUUUGUUGCAAUUUCACAAUGCAUAUUUUCAGCUCGACUCGUUCGACUUUGCUCGCGAAUAUCCGGACUUCUCGACGACCACCAAACGUGCCGAGAUGCAGCGUGUCGUUCUGUCUCUCUCAACGAACCGUAAUCGUUGGCGCCCUCUCGUCGAGUUGCUCAACGGUUACAACACUGCGGCUCCGCAUCGGGCUUUGUGA